AUGGACGAGGCCCCAUCUGUGAACAACUCUGAGAGCAGCCCCUGGGGGCUGAUUCAAAGCUCGGAGGUUCCAAGCAUCGGGGGUAGUGCACCUCCUUCGCCUGCUGGUGGGGCUGUCCAGGAUGGAGACGAGGAUAAUGAUUUGCAUUUAUUUAUGAAUAGUGGCAAUGACCUUACUGCUGCUGAUGAAUUUGAAGGCGAACCCGGAGGGGAAGCAGCUUGGUAUGGUUCUGUGAGGGAGCAGGUACCUGAAAUUAGUACUGGUGCAGAUGGCCCGUCGCAUUUAAGCCGUUCUUCUGGAAGCGCAGAGGAGGUCGGGCUAGGGCCUCCUUUGGAAGACGGCUCUUUUGCUAGGGCUGCAGCUGCUCAUGCUUUCAAGAAGCUUAGGUUGGAGAGGCCAAAACAAGCUUGGGAGAAUCAUCCGGUUUUUGCAAGGCCUUCAGCGAGAUCGGUUUUGAAGACUGGAUUUUUACUUGCUCCCUCAGUCGGGGUGCGCGAGACUUUGAAUCACCCCGAGCCACUGGAAACCUUUGGGGGCGAAGAAGCCUCCCAGAUUCCUUGGACGAUAGAGCGGCGAUUGAAGGGUGUGAGGAUUCAGCGAAGCGACGAAGAUGAGCGAAACCAUUCGCUCAAGAAGCUCAAGGCACUGGUGCUUCUUGAUCCGCUGGCUACGGCUUUGGGUAAGAGCCUUGUCAGGCAGACGGGAUCUUGGGAAACCGAGGAGAUUAUAGCAGCAAGCUUCAGCGACGCUUUUAGCAACAAAUCUUCGGGCACCCUUACAAAGAGGGCAGGAUCGCUGCAGAGGUUGGUAUUGCAAUUGUACAAGCAGGACGUCGCUUCUCCGUGGCGUAUGUCUGAGGCCGACUUGUAUGGCGCUCUUACAGUUUUAAGGGAAGAAGGUUGUGGGGCUACGGCUCCACUUGAAAGCUUGCACUUUUUGCAUUCGGUUGCUCGAUUUUUACACAUGGACCUGGAAGUGGUGCUUUCGUCUAGAUGCAGAGGAGUUGCCCACUCUUGCUACAUAUCGAAGGCGCCGCUUGUCCAGCGAGAUCCUUUGUCUUGUGAACAGGUGGAGAAGCUGGAACAAACAAUGGCACGAGCGGGUCCAGUGGUGCAGUGCAUUCUGGGUCAGAUCCUAUUUUGCACACAUGCUGUUUGCCGUUGGAAGGAUGCACAGCGCUUGAAGCUUUUAGAGCUCUUGGGAACUGGUGAAAGCCAGAUAAUUUUUGGGGAUGCUUUGGGCAGCAAGACGUCCCUGAACAAGGAGGCCAAGACGAGGUUUACUCCUUAUGCGGCUCUGGCUCAGGGGCUUACAGAAUGCUCUUGGGGUCGCUUGUGGAUUAAUGCUCGGAGGGAGUGUGGCAUAAAGUUCGGCGAAGGACCUGAUGGUUUUGCGCUUCCCACUUGGUCCCUUCGACUUGAUCAAUGGGGUUCCACCCCGAUGGGUGCUGCUGAGGCAACCUCCUGGCUUCUUGAGUUUUUGGGGGACAGUGGCACUGGUAGGCAGCUUGUGGGAUCUCAUUCUCUGAAGGUGCUGGCAAUCUACCGGUCGAUCAGGAGCGGCGCCUUCAAUCCUGAUCUGGAUCCUGCUAUGAGGGUUCUUCAGGUUGCCAAUGCCCUGAUUAGCAGCGAGGGCCGACCCGAGGAUGGGAACGCUGGUCAGGACGAGUUCAUUGCGGAGCCGAUGGACCGAGCAGACGGCGAGUCUGAUGGCUCGGCGUCGGAUGGCGCGGAGGUUGGGCCGCUAGAGCUUCCAGGACUUCCUGCAGUGAGGGCUCCUUUUGCUGAGGUCGAUGUCGCUAGAUGCAGGAUUCAUAAUGUUUCGGGGAUUGCACACUGCCUGCGAGAUGAAGACUAUUUUUAUUGUGGGCGCAUGUGCACCCCGUGCUACUCCAAGUAUUCAGGAGUGGGGGCAGAUGACCCGGACGUGUGCAUAGUGCUCACGAGUCAUGAACGAGUGAGCUGGAGGUGUCAGAAACAAUACAGCGCGGCGCCCUGGAGGUCUGGGAGAGGCCUCCGGAAGAUGGGCUGGUGA
Molecule: messenger RNA, 2034 nt
Organism: Symbiodinium sp. CCMP2456
Lineage: Eukaryota; Dinophyceae; Suessiales; Symbiodiniaceae
Source: the annotation of a GenBank genome assembly